This is a messenger RNA of Podospora anserina S mat+, 489 nucleotides long. RefSeq lists its product as uncharacterized. The transcript is spliced from 2 exons. NCBI's taxonomy places the organism in Eukaryota, Fungi, Ascomycota, Sordariomycetes, Sordariales, Podosporaceae. Bases 1 to 489 code for a protein of 162 amino acids. The record is from RefSeq and is a predicted model, not a curated record.
AUGGCCGACGUAAUGUCUCAACCAUCACAGCCAUUCGUCUCCAAGUGGGCGUCCCGGUAUCGCGGGGCAACAGUAGAAGACCUCGACCCACCCCCCGCCCUCUCCCUCACCCCCUCCGACCCCAUCUCCCUCGCCCUCCUCUCCGCCUUUGAGCGCGACUACACCCACCUUACCAUCGUCUCCUCCUCCAACCGGGCCCUUUUGGGGUACAUCUCCAUCCCUCACCUGCAAUCCCUCCUCGAGUCAGGGAAAUGCAAACCCGAAGAUGAGAUCAGAUCGGCAAUGAUCAGGUUCCAGCGCAAGGGGGCACGGUACACAGUCAUCACCAUGAACACUCCUCUCGAGGAGUUGGAAGGGUUCUUUGAGGGCAAGGACAAUGGCGGGCAGAAGCAGGAUUUUGCCGUGAUUACGGAUAGCGGGAGGAGGUUUGUUUUGGGGGUGGCGACGAGGGAGGAUUUGGAGGAGUUUGUCAAGAGAAGGCCUGCGUAG